This is a messenger RNA of Lathyrus oleraceus (garden pea), 1747 nucleotides long. RefSeq names its product ubiquitin carboxyl-terminal hydrolase 4. Gene Ontology annotation, biological process: protein deubiquitination. Bases 384 to 1487 code for a protein of 367 amino acids. The transcript has 6 exons. The record is from RefSeq and is a predicted model, not a curated record. NCBI's taxonomy places the organism in Eukaryota, Viridiplantae, Streptophyta, Magnoliopsida, Fabales, Fabaceae. Gene Ontology annotation, cellular component: nucleus; cytosol. Gene Ontology annotation, molecular function: cysteine-type deubiquitinase activity.
AGAAUUAGAAACCGUUUUGACACGAUCUGGCUCGGAUAUUGUGGCGAACCCGUAGGAAAAUAGUGGAUUGUCCGUAAUCACUUAUAUAUGCAUAUCUGUGGGUAACAUUGUCUGUCUUUUCAAAACGCCGUUCUCUUCUCCAUUUUCUGCAUUCUACUCUCCACGUGCUUUUUCUUUCCUCUAACGAAACCCUCGUUUUCUUCUUCCCCUGUUACUUUCAAGUUUCAAUCCAAAAAAUCAAUAUCAUCAUCGAUUUUCUCUCUGUUCUGCUACAAACCAAAACGACGCAGUUUCGCGCGCGAGAGAGAAUAAUGAACUCCGAUUCAAUUCACUGAGUUGAACGGGAGAAAGAUCUGAGUCUGUGUGAUCGAUUUAACGCGCUUAUGGGUGGUUCUGGUUCCAAACUUGAGAAGGCUCUCGGUGACAAUUUUCCUGAAGGAGAACAUUACUUUGGCCUUGAGAAUUUCGGCAAUACUUGUUAUUGCAACAGCGUUUUGCAGGCUCUAUACUUCUGUGUUCCAUUUCGAGAACAAUUGCUACAAUAUUAUGGAAAAACCAAGAAUAUAACAGAUGCAGAGGAAAAUCUUUUGACUUGCUUAGCUGACUUAUUUUUGCAGAUAAGUUCCCAGAAGAGGAAAACAGGCGUAAUUGCUCCUAAACGAUUUGUACAGAGGUUGAAAAAACAGAAUGAACUCUUCCGUAGCUAUAUGCACCAGGACGCCCACGAAUUCUUAAACUAUUUGUUAAAUGAACUUGUUGACAUUCUGGAAAAAGAGGCCCAGACUGCAAAAGACAAUCAAGAGACAUUACUACCUUCUGAGAAGAUUUCGAAUGGACCAAAGAACGGUUUAGCUAAUGGUGCUAAAAAAGAGCCGCCUUUAGCUACUUGGGUGCACAAAAAUUUCCAGGGAAUACUUACCAAUGAGACAAGAUGCUUGCAAUGUGAAACAGUAACGGCUAGGGAUGAAACAUUUUUCGACUUGAGUCUUGAUAUUGAACAAAACAGUUCCAUUACAAGUUGUUUGAAAAAUUUCAGUUCAACCGAGACAUUGAAUGCUGAAGACAAAUUCUUUUGUGACAAGUGCUGCAGUUUGCAAGAAGCUCAGAAGAGGAUGAAGAUAAAGAGACCGCCUCGUGUUUUAGUCAUUCAUCUUAAGCGGUUUAAGUACAUGGAGCAGCUGGGCCGCUACAAGAAACUGUCUUACCGUGUGGUGUUUCCCCUUGAGCUCAGGUUGAGUGAUACAGAUGAAGAAGCAGAUAUUGAGUAUUCUCUAUUUGCAGUAGUUGUCCAUGUUGGGAGUGGGCCCAACCACGGGCAUUAUGUUUGCCUUGUAAAAAACCAUAACCACUGGUUAUGUUUUGACGAUGAAACUGUUGAGGCGGUUGAUGAAGCUUCUGUUCAGACAUUCUUUGGGUCAACACAAGAAUUCAACAAUAAUACAGAUCAUGGUUAUAUUUUGUUCUAUGAGAGCGUUAACAGAAACUAGACAGAGUAGAGUCUUACCAGUUUUAGGUACUUGAAUAUUUUGGACUUGUCUUGUUCAUCUGUUUGGUUAUGACUUAUUUUCUUUUUACCAUUUUCCCUUAAUCAAACUGCUUGAGGUGUGAUACCUUCAUGACAGUAUACGGUUGUGAAAAUGUAUACUAGGUGGUUGGCAUGUACAGUUGAUAGUGAAAGCACUGAUUUUUUAAAAGACUUUUGGUAUAACAGAUACAACAGUGUACAUGCUGUGAAAAUUUCACGCAA